AUGGAUGGGACUUUGACCGAGGCACACAUCGACUUUGCGGACAUGCGCGCUAGGACAGGCAUUCCCGUGGGCGACCUAUUCACCGUGAUGGAGUCCUGGGGCCAGGACUCCCGUAUCCUGGCUGCUAUGACCACCAUCCUGCAAAUCGAGGAGCAGGCAGCCAGGGCCGUGAGUGCCAAACCCGGACUGCUGCAGCUGCUACAGCUGAUUAAGGACCACAAGGUGCCUGUGGCGCUGGUGACACGAAACACAUCGGACAGCGUGGCCGCUUUCUUCCGCAUCAUAGGGCCCGAGUGGUCCGGGCUGUUUUCGCAAGUGCUUACACGCGAGUUCAAGUACGUGAAACCCGACAGACGGCUGCUGGUUCACGUGGCGCAGGCGUGGGGCAUAAAUCCGGCCGACAUGCUGAUGGUGGGGGAUUCGUUUGAGGACGUGGAGUGCGGUGGGGGCAAUGAGAAGCCGGGCACCGUAGUGCAGCCCCCGCCGGGCGCAGUGGCCACUUUCUCUGUGGGGGGCCUCGGCGAGCUGGCGGAGCGGCUGGCAUUGGCUGGGGAGAAGGGCUCUCAGGCGGCGGGGGUGGCGCUGGGCUGGCCAGCGCGGCUGGCAGCGGGCGAGGUGAUCGGCGCAGAGGGUGCCCCUGCCCCCGGUCUGGACUAUCUGGACUGGCUGGCAGCGCUGGGCGUUAUCCGCUGUGCGCCUUGUUCCUUCCCCCGCAUGGGCCGUGCGGCGGGCGGACUGGCCAGCUGCCAAGACGCAGAGUGGGGCGACCAGCUGCUGCACGUGUUCUGCGGUGCCGGGGCGCUUACCAAGCUGCUGGCCAGCCAGGGGCUGCAGGCGAGUGGAGUGGUUCACAUUGUGCCGCGAGGUUGGGCGCACGUCGUUGCUUCGUCCUUACGCAAUCCCUGCCUGGUGUGGGCCGUGGAUGCGGACGUGGAGGCGGCCCGGAAGCGCGGCCUGCGCGCAACACCCUUCUCCGGCGCUGCUCUGGGUCCCGGCUGCCUGGACGACGUCCUGACUGAGGCCCCCGAGGGCGGCUUCGAUUGUGUACUGCUGGACGGCUCCCACAUGAGCGCCACGCAGCGGGCCAGCUGGUGGACGCACGGGUCGCUGCGUUCGCUGCUGCCGGUGCUGGCGCCAGGCGCCCGGCUGUGCGUGCAGGUGCCGCUGCUAGACUCCCUCAACCCCGCUGCCGUGCUGUCGUCCAUGUGCAGUAUCGGCCUGGAGGGCGAGGACUUGCGGGCUGGGCAGUGCCUCGGGCAGGUACUUGUUUGUAACGUAGUCUUCGCAUGA
Volvox carteri f. nagariensis is the source of this 1290-nucleotide messenger RNA. RefSeq lists its product as uncharacterized. The record is from RefSeq and is a predicted model, not a curated record. Bases 1 to 1290 code for a protein of 429 amino acids. The transcript is spliced from 12 exons. NCBI's taxonomy places the organism in Eukaryota, Viridiplantae, Chlorophyta, Chlorophyceae, Chlamydomonadales, Volvocaceae.